Molecule: messenger RNA, 4230 nt
Organism: Cylicocyclus nassatus
Lineage: Eukaryota; Metazoa; Nematoda; Chromadorea; Rhabditida; Strongylidae
Source: the annotation of a GenBank genome assembly
AUGCCGCCUCCAACGACUCGCGCUCGUGCACCAUCAUCUGAUAUCGGGGCCCAUCCCCAGUUUUCUAAAAUAACACCUAGUGCUCCUGCGGCACCACAGGUUGCCGCAGCAGUAUCGGCGUCGUUGGCCCACGUGGUCGACGAUGGCCCCGUCACAGGGCGGGACGUUAAGGAAUUGCGCGACGUUACGGCGCAAGCGAUCACCGAUGUGUGGACUGACAGCCGCCAGGCAACGGCAAACUUGGCUGGGAAAAUCAACGCUACAAACGCAUCGCUCCUGGCAGACCUCAACGAGUCUUUUUCGGCAAUGGGUCAUCGGAUCGACGGGCUUCCAUCCGCAGUAAAUAUCACGACCCCGAUCCCGAUCCCCUCGCUUCCGUCCUUUAGUGGCUUAGAUGAGGACCCAACUCAGUUUUCAGCAUGGCUGGCUCGGGUGGAGGAUAUUUUUGACAUGUUAUCGCCGCCUUUAUCUUCUGCGAUGAAAGCCAAGCUAGUAAAGGGGCACCUUCAAGGGCUAGCUAGGGAAAAAUUGAACCAGUUAACAUCUGAGCAGCGCGACGAUUACGAUACGCUAGUUGCCGAGUUGAGAAAGAGCUUUGAGGGGCCACAUCGUCGUCGUUUAGCCCGCCAGGCCCUCGCGGGAUGCCGUCAACAACCCGGAGAGUCCUGCUUCUCGUUCGCUAAUCGCAUUCUCCACCUGGUACGAGCUAUUACCGCGGGUCAGGACCCGGUCCUCCAAGAGGAACGCCUCUUGGAAGAGUUUGUUAGUCGCUUGCGCACUGACAUCAAAUUUCAUGUUCGUAACAGCAAUCCAACUUCCUUUCAGCAAGCCUUGGACACUGCCGAUGCGGUCGAGCAGCACCUCGCAGAAACAAUCUCGGACCGCCUGAUCACGCCCUCGGCCGAAGACGCUCCCGUAGCAUGGUCGAUGUUAUUUCGCGGUUUAAUACCGAUCGUACUGUCUGUUAUUCUUGUGGAGGCCUCGGACAUAUGGCUCACCAGUGCCCAUCCCAACGUCAGCAGCUCCGAAACACAGAUUCGGGUAGACCUAACUCGUGGUCAUUUGGCAAUGGACGAUCUCUCUCCACAGCAGCAGUUGGAGGCAUUAGUUGCUCACGCACUGGCCAGGGAUGAAAACCCCGAUGCUACCCAACGGCAGCAAGAACAAGCGUCAGACACCAGCUCCUCCGUCAUGCAAAAUGUCUACCUUGACUACCCGGAAGAGGCGCUCCUUGCCUCCGACGUUGAGUCUAUGAACCUCUCACCUGCGUCAUCUCUCACCUUGACCGCGUCUCCGCCUCCGGGACCUUCCACCGACACCCAGAACCUGCUCAUCGUCCCCGUCCCCUCUACAGAGGAAGCCAAGUGGACCACAGUAAGAGACAAGCCGCCAACCAGCACCCCUUCCGGAUCCCCCCACGGAAGCACGCGCCGGCGGCGCGCCUCCUCCCCUUUGUUUGCUGAAGAGAUGCUUCACGAAGAACCCCUCGCCGUGCCUUCCUCAUCGUCUUACCACGACCACCCUUUUGACAUCCCUGCCCAGCCGAUUCAGGAUGACAUCGUCAGUCUUCGUGAGCGCCUUUUCAACACUGACAUGCAGGGCGUAAGUCUACUCAGACCUGGAACUCGGCCCCCUAUCAAGCACGUCCUCACGCCGCAACGCCGUCCUCCCCCUACGUUCACUCCGGAAGGACAUAGCCAUUACCUCAUCGAACACCAUCCCUGGGCGCAUCUGGUCAGCCCGCGCCCUAUCGACGUGCUCCAGUCAAGAGCCAUACAACCGGUCCUCGAUCUCCCGACGGAAGAAUAUCGACAUCUACCCAGCGGAGGAUAUCGCAACACUCGCUUCGCACGGUCACUCUUUCCGCGUAUUGCGAUUCGGGCCCAUUGCCCAGUACUCCAAAUUCCUUUCAUUGAACUUCAGCAUCUUGAAGAUACGAUCGCGUUCCGGGACCGAACCCUUCGCAUGAUCGAAGACCUCCAGGACGGCACCUAUGAUGACUUCCGCGAGAUCGACUCACCAGUACAACCCGAUCGGCUACGCUGUAUGCUUGCUCCAGAGACCUGGCGAGGCCGUCGUCCAGUAUUGCCCAACAAAGAAGAAAGGGAGUGGCUACUUGAUCGCGCUGACAGGUUCGACAACUUUGAGAGUGACCAUUCGGUUGCGCUAAUCAAGAUGUUGAAACUUUUCAAUGUAACAGGAGCCGCGCAUGCAGCACUUCCUUUCCUAUCCGACGACCACCAAACACACUGGGUUGCUGCCGUAGUCCCAAGUCUCACCGUCUAUACCAUUAGGUUGAAUUUUGUGCUCCACAACAUGGCAAACGAAGCCGGAUGGGCUGCUCAACGCCCAGUUGCAGUGUGGAUAGCCGGCUCCGCUUCCCUUGCCUUCGUAAGAGUUAGGUCAGUGACGAUGGAUCCCGAUCAGAGGACAUUAGCAAUCUCAACGGAAGCCUACCAUUACUCGCACCGCAGCAUCCUGGGAGAUGUCGCUAAGCACGCACGUCGCGUAGGCCCAAACUUGGUCGUCGACGUCGGAGUACACCUCAUUAAAUCCCCGCUAGCCUCUAAUCCGGUCUACGAAAGUAUAUCGCGCGCGGAUCUCUCUAUAACCGCACCAGCAGGUACAUUUGGGGAUGGAGUAAUGAAUGCCAUGUACGGCCGCGCACGAAUAGGUUGCUCUCCUCGACAUUCACAGGCACCCGUCUCCACACAGCUCACAAGCACCUCCUUCUCCCUAAAAGGACGUCGGAUCAGCCUCAACGACGACCAGCAGAAGGCCAUAUCUCUCGCGUUCACGGGUUACCCGGUAGUUGGAAUUCAAGCCGCUUUCGGAACGGGCAAAACAGUUAUAGGCGCGCUUCUUGCAGCACACUUAUGCAAAGCAAACAUCUCCGUGAUAGUGACCUCGACGACGAAUGCAGCAGUCGCCCAGUUUGCGGAAACGUUCCUCGCGCUAGACGACUUCAACGAUGUGCCCAUGGUCCGAUAUGUUUCGGAUUCAGCGACCGCAGCUGAAAACGCUUAUACCACCCCUAGCGACUUGAACGUCAUACUCAAAGGACUUGGAGAGAAGUACGAGGCAAAGAUGACAUCGACAGAAAGAAAUCGCUGCCACGAAUUCAAAGAAGGAAGAGAUGUCCUGGAACAGGCCUUGAGGGAUCCAGAGCGCGCGCUUCAGAUGUCGGAGGAGCAGAGCGAAGAAUGCUACAUCUCGGACAAGUAUGUUUCACGCAAUCUCCAAAAAAUGGUCGAUUUGAUGUUUCGACUUCAUGCACCGGCAGUGAUAUUCGCGACCACGUCAUCGCUAAUUAACAUCAUAGGGCCGAAGGGAAUAUUUCGGAAGCACAUGUCCAGGUUUUCUGUCUUGAUUGGCGACGAGGCGUCCCAAAUUCCCGAACCAGUAGUCGUCACGCUGGCCAUGCGUCUACCGACGGUGCGCCACGUCUACAUCGGAGACGCGCACCAACUCCAACCGCAUGUUAGAUGCCCGAGGUCUUCGAACAUGGCGAUCUUCGGGGCGCGGAGUGUAAUGGAGAUACUGAUGAAGGCGCGCGCAGUCCCGAUCGCCCCUCUGCGCACAACGUUUAGAGGUCAUCCGAGUCUACUCGAACUCCCUAACCGCGUCGCAUACUCUGGCGCCCUGGUAUCAGGAGUGCGGGCAGAAGAGCGCCAAAUGCUUCUCACGGCAAUGAAGUUUCCAUCACCAGGCGUCCCAUAUAUGUUUAUCAAUGUUCCGGCUGAUUCUACUCGCUCGACGAGCAAAUCGCACUUUAACACGGCGGAAGCCGAGGCGUGUUGGCACUUGGUUCACUUGCUUUUGGAAAACGGGAUAUCUAAGGAUGACAUAGCCAUAAUCACUUUCUACCGGGCGCAGUUCAAUCGCAUGCAAGAGCAAGCCCAACGUCUUGGAGUCGAACUAGCAACGGUAGAUUCGGUACAGGGGAGAGAGAAAGAAGUCGUCAUCAUCCUUACGACUCGAACGGAUGCAGAACUUGGCACAGCAGAAUUCUUGGAUGACUAUCGCAGAAUGAAUGUGGCCCUCACCAGAUGUAGGCAAGGCCAGUUUGUCUUCGGCCACGCCGAGGCCCUCUCGCGCAUACCGUUUUGGAGCCGAGUGUUGUCAUGGUCAAGGUCUUUGAAUGCCGUGGUCGAUCAUAAUCGCAUUGAUGAAUAUUUCCAUAAUCACAAAGUGCCUAGUGAGUUUUCCAACUUUUCCAGUGCCUUUUAA